UCGACCGUUGGAAAACAAACGUUACAGAGAGUUCGUGUUUGUUCAACGUCAACAACACCUAGGAGCCAAACCCUGCAACCAAAAGCAAAAGGGUUUGGGACCGUGUCUUCCUAUUAGAGAGAGAGUGAGAGAGUGAUAGAGUGAGAGAGAGAUUGAGAUCCAAUCUUUGGUUGGGUGGGCACUAGGUACAAGUUGGAGAGAUUGUUUGUCUGAGUGAAAUUCUUGAGACCCACCUUGUGUGUGUGUUUGAUUUCAUUCCUCGGAUAUUCCGAAGAUGGUUGCAAGAACCCCACCAAAACAGAAGAAGCUUUUGGCUGCUCUCAAUCCUGUUCUGAUUAAAGAAACCUUAAACAAGGUGGAUCAAUGCGUCGCUCGGCUGCAGGAACUUCAGUACACUGUGACCGGUGGAACGAAGGUGGUGUCGGGGGUGACUCUCAGCCCUCGCAGCACAAGAGGUUAUCUCAGAACAAGUCUCAGAUGCAAGCAAGAGUCACUCAGGAUCAAGAAUGGUGCAUCGAGGAAAUCUCCAGUGGGAAAGUUUCCAGCAAACACAGGUGAAUGGAAAAGAAUGUCACUGCCAGCAAUGCUUGUAGGCGAAACUGUCGGAGAAAUUUUGCAGGCAAGUCAGUUUGCCAGGGAAAUAGUCUCAGCAGUGGGUAAGAAAACUGUCCCAGAUGACCCAAAAACUCCAAUGUCUGAACGAAGCAACAAGAAAGUAGAACUUGAAAACACACAGCUCAGGAUCAGAAGGAAGAAAGAGAAGCAAACAAGAGCUCAGAAUGAUGGUACCCCGCCACUUCAAAGGGCUCGCUCCAGAAUUAACUUUAAGGUUUCUCCUCCAAAGGUCAGAGAAUUUGAUAAAGAAAGCAACAGGUAUAUGGCAAAUAGGGUGUCUCCCAGGAAUAGGCCAUGGGCAAGAAAAACAGUUCUUUUCCCCAACCCUCUGUUCCUUUCCACUCACUCCUCUUCACAGUCACAACAGCAACAGUUUUGCAAGACAAGGUCACCCAUCAUUUCAAGAAAUAGAGCAACUACAUCACACAAAUUUCUUAUCAAGUCUCCACCUUCACCACCACAAAAACAGCAACAAUCUUGCAAAACCAAGUCCCCUGGCGUAUCAAGAAACAGGGGUGGAACGCCUCACAAGUUUUUGAUCAAGUCUCCAUCGUCAGCUUCCAAAGGCCCACCAACUCUGUCUAUUUCACCCACAAGACCUGUAAGAUUGAGCAGAUUGAGUCCUCCCAAGAGACCAUCAUCAUCAUCCACUGCAUCUAAAUUCCGUCGAUCUUUCUCUCCUUCAAGAAUUGCUUCCAGAUUGGUUUCACUUUCACCGUUGAGGAGCAGGAAAACUGUACAGAAAAAUGAUGGGAUUGUAAGUGGACUCAAACAGCGCCCAGCCUCGUCGAUGCAAUUCCCUGUUAGAGGAAUUUAAGAACUCGCUGUUUUCUGGCUACUUUCUUGUACUUGUUUAUCACCAUGUCAAUUCUUUAUGUCCAUAAUUGUUUGUGCUCUUAUGGUUUUUCCUCUUUGGCUUUCACAGAAGGUGCAAGGAUUUUUCUUUAAUGGUUGUUCAUACCAUUUCUUUAAUGUCACUCCAUCCCUUUGUAUAAA
This is a messenger RNA of Vigna unguiculata (cowpea), 1611 nucleotides long. RefSeq names its product microtubule-binding protein TANGLED-like. The record is from RefSeq and is a predicted model, not a curated record. Gene Ontology annotation, biological process: regulation of phragmoplast microtubule organization; cytokinesis by cell plate formation. Gene Ontology annotation, molecular function: microtubule binding. NCBI's taxonomy places the organism in Eukaryota, Viridiplantae, Streptophyta, Magnoliopsida, Fabales, Fabaceae. Gene Ontology annotation, cellular component: preprophase band; microtubule associated complex.